Messenger RNA from Zymoseptoria tritici IPO323, 2837 nucleotides. RefSeq lists its product as uncharacterized. The coding region runs from base 111 to 2837 and encodes 908 amino acids. The record is from RefSeq and is a predicted model, not a curated record. The transcript is spliced from 2 exons. Lineage: Eukaryota; Fungi; Ascomycota; Dothideomycetes; Mycosphaerellales; Mycosphaerellaceae. Gene Ontology annotation, molecular function: nucleic acid binding.
AUUUGCAUUGCCAUUCGGCUUGGGAGAACUUUGACGCAUUACCUCUUCCGCACCUCGGUCGGUGGCAACUGUCAGCAGCACAUUUGGAAAGCUAGAUAUUGUACAGCACAAUGGCGAAGAACAAGCAGAAAGGGAGGGCGGGAAAGAAGCAAAAAGCACAGAAGGCAUUCAGACAACCUCAACGAGAUUACGACGAUGAUGAUUUUGAACAAUCGCCGUUCAAGCCAUUCAAGGGCUUCGCUGGAAGUGCUCCUCCCCGAAACGGCGCAUCGAGCUUUACGGCGAAUGUGAAAUUUCGAGAACAGGCAAUCGCGUUCGUCAGUGCGGGCACCAACGCUCCUCCCACCCAAUUGCGGCACACAACAGACGCCACUCCACCACCGCCUUACACCUCCAACGACGACGAUGAAGAUGAAGAGAUGGAUGAUCUGAGUGACGUGGCUGAGGACAACAUUGAGAUCAACAUUGUCACAAGUACCACGAUUGAAGAGUCGGAGGACCGAAUGGCAGACUUGAACAUACACAACGCCACAGAAGAGAUGGAAGUGGAUGAGGCACCCACGGAACCGAUGUUCGUCGUUGACACAGUGGGUGAUUCGUCACUCGAGAGCAAGAUGGCGAACAGCAAGCGUGCAGCCCGUCGUGCACCCUCUCCCAUACCAUCCGAUUCGGACGACGAGGUUGUGGUUUUCUCCGGUCGGAACAAACGUGCCGUGAUCAUCGACGAUGCUCCCAUAGCAGUCGCUUCACCGGCACCAGGAAAGACUCCAGCAUCCGCGAGGACGCCAGCACUACCAGUGGCACCGACAAAUGUAAAGGCUACAGCACCACAGCCGCCCGUUGAAGAAGCACCUCACAUGACAGACGACCUGCUUCGCGCUCUGGCUGGAGGAACUGAGCCCAUCAAGUCCACGAAGGAGGCUCCAACGUACAUGGGCUGGGCGAGUCAGCCUUCAGUCCACGAUCAGACCGUUCGACCUGCAGAUGAGUGGACGCCAGCUCCAGACGUGCCGUACUGGCGGAAGCAUAACAAGAAGCCUCGUCCAGAUCUCGGCCCGUCCGAGUCGGAAAUCAAGGCAUUUAAAGAAGCGCCGCAGAAAGACUCGAAGGUUCGAUUUGUGCAGGCGGACAAUUCUGAGACUUCCAAAGCUACCGCGGACGACGUAGCUACGGCAAAGGCGGAUUGGAAAUCUACACUGAAGGAGAAGAAGGCAGCGAAGGGCACGGCCUCCAUGCGCGAACGUCUUCCCCACCUCGUGGUGGUCGGUCAACAAGCGGACGUCUCCUCGGUGAGCACGGUAGAUCCAUAUGCUGCAGAGAUCAGUGUCAAGGACGCUGGCCCGAGCAGGAGGGCCGGCAAGAAGGGUCGCAAGAAGAGUAAUCGCGCGAUGAGAAAGGCUAUCGACUCCGAUGACAAUGACACCGACGGCGAAGCUGCAUAUGACGAUUACAUGGAGAACCUUGCCGCGGGUCUUGAUGAUGACGAUGUUGGCAACGGGAGCGAGGUGGAGAUCUCUGCAUUCGAAGCGCGGUCAGUUGGUCUUGGACCUUCGAUGGUCGUCAAUGGAAAGGCGAUUGCCGAUGAUGAAGUGCUGCCAAAGUACAUGAGGAGCGAGGGUGAAGACCACGAAUCAGAUUGGGAAAGUGACAGCAGUGAUGCGCUCAAUCCGGACUCUGACGAGCUCUCCUCGGAAGAGGAUCUGAACGCAUCUGAUUUGGAAGACGAGCUGGAGUACACCGAGAAGCAGAUGUGGGAGGACGAACUAGACAUCCGUCAACGCCGGAUCGAGCGCAUGACAGAUGAGCAGAUCGCUCGACUGUUUGCAAAGCAAGAAGAGCUCGGCAUGACCGGUGACGAGCUUCUGAUUGAUGACGGAGCAUUCACUUACACAUCUGACGAAGGCUUCGGCGACAUCACCGCAGCACGUGCAGGUCUUUCAGAGAUCACCAACUCCGCGUUUGGAAAACGCAGCGCGCGGCGCAGUGGAGGUGACAAGAAGUUCAACUUUCCCAACGCGACCGCUCUUGCAGACACCGUGGAGCAAUACGGCGAAAACGGUUUCGAUAUCAUGGACAUGGAACGUCCAUCGCUGCGACCCACCAAGAAGGGCCGGAAGGGCAAGCUCCCAGACGUUCUCGACACCAUUUCCGACGAUGAGUUGAAGGCCAACCUCAACGACGCCUGGCAGAAGGACCGCUUCAAGAAGAGCCAGCAGAAGCUCGAGCGCGAAGAGCUCCGUCGUGAAGGCCUACUUGGCUCAGCCGGCCGCAAAGGCAAGCCCGAUCUGAACGCUAAGUACCCGCUCGGCAUGACUAUGCGGCAGGUUGCCGACGAACUUCGCGACUUCCUCCAGAACGACUCGAUGAUGACGCGGUCGUUCCCGUCCAUGGCUAAGAGCGACAGGGCGGCUCUUCACACGAUCGCUACCGCUUUCAACCUGAACUCCAAGUCUCAGGGCAGCGGCAAGAAUAGGUUUCCGAUUCUGGCGAAAACCGCUCGUACCCAGCCGUAUUCUCCUGACGUCUUCGAACGCGUCAUGGCUGUGUCGGAGAAGGGCUUCCUCACCAACGGCAAGGCGAAGAAGCUGGCCAAGGGCGGAGCUGUUCCGGGCGGGCCAGGUGGUAGAGGCAAGGGAGGCUUCAGCAAGUCCGCUGUUGGUGUUCGCAAUGGCGAGAUUGUGGGUGCCGGUGCUGCGGAGAUCGGGCAGGAGAGCAUGGGACAUCGGUUGAUGCUGAAGAUGGGUUGGAGUAAGGGCAUGGGUCUGGGCAAGGACGGUGAGGGUUCGCAGGCGCCGAUCGAGCAGAAGAUUCGCCUGGGUACUGCCGGUCUCGGCUAG